AUGUCCGAUGCGCAGGGCAUUGAAAAGCUGACCAAUUUUUGGGACCUUGCAUUCCAAAACGUCAUUCGCCCAAUUGCCACAGCGACUGACUGCGACAUCCGUGGGCUGACGGCGCUGAGGACGGAAGUUCGCCUCGGCCUCGAAAAGUACAUCAACACCAGUGUCUUGAACAAAGUGAGAUGUAGGAGGAUUAGAGCAAGAUGGGAUCCAGAUGAUACCAGCCAGGAACACCGGAAGAUCGUUGAGGAUGAAGGACGGAAAGAGCCACAUUGGCGACGAAACGUCUUCUUGGCCCUGGGAAGCAACGUUGGUGAUCGAUUCCGAAACAUUGAAGACGCCUGCGAUAAGCUUGACGAAUGUCAAGACAUUCGAAUUAUCGAUACUAGCCCCCUGUACGAGACGGAGCCGAUGUACGUCGAGGAUCAGGAUCGCUUCCUCAAUGGCGUGUGCCAGAUUGAAACAACUCUUGCGCCAAUGGACCUACUAGACCGCCUUCAAGCCAUCGAGAAUGACCUCGGACGAGUCAAGUUCAUCGACAAAGGCCCUCGCAACAUUGAUCUGGACAUCAUUGCCUACGAUCAGGAGAUUAUCAACAACGAGCGCUUGAUUGUGCCUCAUCUCCUGAUGACAGAACGCGAAUUCGUCUUGCGUCCGCUAUGCGAUCUCAGUAGCGGUCGAAGUUGGCACCAUCCAGCAACACGAUUGACCGCCACUAAGCAUCUGAACAAGCUGCCCCGUUCCAAAAUUCCGAUGUCUUCUGUGACACCUCUAGCACCGUUGUGCGAGUCACUGCGGGCUUUAGAUCCUCACCGUCGGACGCACGUCAUGUCGAUUCUGAACAUAACGCCGGACUCGUUCUCCGAUGGCGGCGUGCAUGCACUGUCGGACAUUUCUGCUUUGAAAGCAACGAUCCUGUCACACGUUGCGGCUGGCGCAACCAUCAUCGACAUCGGCGGUCAGUCCUCCCGUCCGAAUGCACCAGACGUCACCGAAGAGGAAGAAAUGAAUCGCAUUCUGCCGGCCAUCGAAGCCAUCAAAUCUCUGCCAGAAGCUGCGCAUAUCGCCAUCUCGGUCGACACCUAUCGCGCGUCUGUGGCUGAAGCAGCUGUCAACGCUGGUGCACACAUCAUCAACGAUAUCUCUGCUGGCCUGCUUGAUCCUGAUAUGCUCUCUACGAUCGCUCGACUCAAGUGCAUAUAUAUCAUGAUGCACAUGCGUGGAACUCCAGCAACGAUGCAGUCUCAAGUCAACACGACCUACAUGGGUCAGGUCAACCACAAGGUGCGUAGAGAACUAGUCGAGCGUCUCCAGGCCGCUCGCGAAGCCGGGAUCCGUUGCUGGAAAAUCAUCCUUGACCCCGGCAUCGGAUUCGCCAAGACAGCGGAACAGAACGUGGAGCUUUUACGGGACUUCAAGCAGCUCAGAAACAACGCGAUGGUGAGAACCGUACCCUGGCUAGUAGGAAGCAGCCGAAAAGGUUUCAUCGGCCAGAUCACUGGCACGAAGGUAGCGGCCGACAGAGUGGGAGGUACCGCAGCCACUGUCGUGCAAGCAGUUGCGGGUGGAGCUGAUAUCGUGAGGGUUCAUGAUGUUGAGACUAUGACACAAGUGGUGAGGAUGUCCGACGCCAUGUACAGAGGUAUG
Messenger RNA from Zymoseptoria tritici IPO323, 1644 nucleotides. RefSeq lists its product as uncharacterized. Gene Ontology annotation, molecular function: dihydropteroate synthase activity; 2-amino-4-hydroxy-6-hydroxymethyldihydropteridine diphosphokinase activity. Gene Ontology annotation, cellular component: mitochondrial envelope. The transcript is spliced from 3 exons. Gene Ontology annotation, biological process: tetrahydrofolate biosynthetic process. The record is from RefSeq and is a predicted model, not a curated record. The annotation marks the transcript as partial. NCBI's taxonomy places the organism in Eukaryota, Fungi, Ascomycota, Dothideomycetes, Mycosphaerellales, Mycosphaerellaceae.